Messenger RNA from Clarias gariepinus (North African catfish), 1162 nucleotides. RefSeq names its product ADP-ribosylation factor 1 (gene arf1). NCBI's taxonomy places the organism in Eukaryota, Metazoa, Chordata, Actinopteri, Siluriformes, Clariidae. The transcript has 5 exons. The record is from RefSeq and is a predicted model, not a curated record. Gene Ontology annotation, molecular function: GTPase activity; GTP binding. Gene Ontology annotation, cellular component: cytoplasm; plasma membrane. The coding region runs from base 129 to 671 and encodes 180 amino acids. Gene Ontology annotation, biological process: intracellular protein transport; vesicle-mediated transport.
AAGUGACGCAGGAGAUCCUGACGUGGCCCGGAAGCGCCGCCAUCUUGAGGAAGGAAACGCCUUGGAGUUGAAGAGGAAACAAACUAACUUUAUUAGACACACACACACCUUUACAGCGGCUCUACAGGAUGGGGAAUAUCUUCGCGAACCUCUUCAAAGCCUUCGGUAAAAAGGAGAUGAGAAUCCUGAUGGUGGGUCUGGACGCGGCCGGGAAGACCACCAUCCUGUACAAGCUGAAGCUCGGGGAGAUUGUCACCACCAUCCCCACCAUCGGGUUUAACGUGGAGACUGUGGAGUACAAGAACAUCAGCUUCACGGUGUGGGACGUCGGCGGUCAGGACAAGAUCAGACCUUUAUGGCGUCACUACUUCCAGAACACACAGGGUCUGAUCUUCGUGGUGGACAGUAACGACAGAGAGCGGGUGAACGAGGCUCGAGAGGAGCUGAUGAGGAUGCUGGCGGAGGACGAGCUCAGAGACGCCGUGCUGCUCGUCUUCGCUAACAAACAGGAUUUGCCGAACGCCAUGAACGCUGCCGAGAUCACAGACAAGCUGGGUUUACACUCGCUGCGCCACAGAAACUGGUACAUCCAGGCGACGUGUGCGACGAGCGGGGACGGCCUGUACGAGGGUCUGGACUGGCUCUCUAACCAGCUCAAGAACCACAAAUAAUAAUAAUAAUAAUAACAACAAUAACAAUAAUACUCAACAAUAAUCCUCCUGCCUUUUGCUCCAUCCUCACACACACACACACACACACUGUAGCGCUCUCAUCUCAUCUCUCAUUUGGUUUUAAAACGGAACCUUCCGGAAGUUGCACACACACACACACACACACACACACACACACUCUUAUUAUUAUUUUGUUUUGUACCUGAUCAGUUUCCGGAGCGCUCUGAUGCAACACUCCGGGCGUGUGCCGAUCCAUCAGACUGUCGCGCGGGCGGAGAUGCCGCGGGUGUCGGCGCAGACUAGCGGUCGAGUCAGCGUGACCCGAGUCGCCCCCACCCCCCGCCCGUGUGAUGAACCUAAAGACUUGUAUUCGGAUUUGUAUACUCUUUAAAAAACCCUCUGCUAUACUGUGAUGAUCCGCACAUGCCUGUGUAUUUGUUUUUGUUUUUAUAUAAAUAUAUAAAUAUAAAGAUGUAGAUCUGUACACUCAU